UGAUUUCAGCUGGAAAAUAGCUUUCAGAAAUUCUGUCGCUUUAGUUGCGUUGAUAUAUUUUGUUGAUUAUCGGAUUUUUCAUAAACACUUUUUCGGAUAUGUGUAAUUAUUUAAUGUUAAUAAAAAUGUAUGUUUAAUUAGUUUAAAAAGUUUUGUUUUAAAAAUGGCACAUACUGCAAAAAAGUUAAAUGUUGGCACUUCAUGUGAACAGCAAGUUGAUUUAAUAAAAACAGAAAAACUAUUUGAACAUAAUAUUUUAACCUAUGAUGUAUUAAGAAUCAUUUUUCAGUAUUUAAGUGCUAAAGAUCUAUUUAAAGUUGCUAGCACAUGCAGAUCGUGGAGAGAUGCUGCAAAUAAUGAGGCAACUAGUAGAAAAGCACCCGAAUAUGUUUUAAAAAAUUUUCAAGUAAUUGACAAAGAAAAUUCAGAAGAUGCAUAUAGUGCAUCACUUCUAGGACAAGAUUUGAGAGUAAAGCCCAGUCUUGGAUUAAUUUGUGCAAAAAUUCAAGAAAUAAAUGAGUGGGCACCAGUGGGCUGCUAUUGUGACAAUCUUCCAUCCAACUGUAGUUCAUUUAUUCUUGGAGGAUAUGAUAUUGUAUUAGAUGAUUCAAAAAUUGAUAAUAAAUGUGGAAUGGCUGUAUGUACUUUUAUACCUGAUAUACCUAAACUCAAUCUUAAAGUAUUUCAUGUCGAUAAGCACAAAUUUAAGGGAGUUAAUAAAAUGUAUAUAAAAACACAUGCAGAAGUAUUACUCAAGCAAUUAUUACCUUCCAAACAUGAGAAAUCUAAAUGUAUUAUUAUGUUAACAAAUGAAGAAAGCAAUCGUUUUACAAAACUUAUGAUCAAAGGUUUACAGGAAAGGUAUAAACCAGGAACUCUUUCUCUUUGGGGUGGAGUAUGUGUGGAUUUAAAACUUUGUAAUGCUUCUAAAUCUUCGCAUACGUGUUCUAAAACUAUUCGUUGGACAGCAAUUACUUUAUCCAGUCCUUCAUUACAAAGUUGGUCAACUGUUUUACUCCAUUCAUGUCGCAGUGAAGCACAAAUAGAAGAAAAUUUAGUAACUUUAAGAAAAAAUAUUAAGCUUCAAAGACACUCCCUUGGACUGAUGUUUUCAUGUUGUGUACGCAAACGUUGGAAAGAAAUAGAAAUAGCAAUAUUUAAAAAAGUAUUUACUAAAGUACCUUUAAUUGGUAUUCAUGGUGAUGGUGAAUAUGGAUUAAAUACUUUAAGUAAAAAACGUGAAAGUCAAUUACAACACACGCAUUCAACGAUAUUUAUGAUUUUAACAUAUCAGUAAAUAUUUUAUGUAGUGCAAUCAUGGCUAACAUAGCUAUAUUGAAUUAACUUUUGUGAUAUGCUGUGAUAUGAUCUUAUGUGACAUGAGUGACACAUAUUAUGCCUAAAUGGCGAUAAAUUCAACUAAAAACUAAUGUGUUUAGCAUAUAUACAAAUUAUAUUACAAAUGUAUAUUAGAUAAAAAGAAAUCACAAGGUAUCAGG
This is a messenger RNA of Ceratosolen solmsi marchali, 1499 nucleotides long. RefSeq lists its product as uncharacterized. Gene Ontology annotation, molecular function: protein binding. Gene Ontology annotation, biological process: positive regulation of proteasomal ubiquitin-dependent protein catabolic process; protein polyubiquitination. Lineage: Eukaryota; Metazoa; Arthropoda; Insecta; Hymenoptera; Agaonidae. The coding region runs from base 164 to 1297 and encodes 377 amino acids. The record is from RefSeq and is a predicted model, not a curated record. The transcript is spliced from 5 exons.